AUGUCUCCUCAGGCGGGCGACUAUACACUAGCAUACGAUACGGAUGACGACCUACUAUCGAUUCCAGAAACAGAUCCGCCCGAUGCUUGUCAGCAGCACGCGCAAAAUGCCGAAUACCUUCGCUUCUAUGAUCCCGAUAGCAGCAUGCAGGCGGUCAAGAAUCACAUUCAUCUUCGUUUCCCCUCGCUUUCAGUUGUCGAUGUGGGAUCCACAGCGUCUACGGACGCUCAGAUGCUACGCAGUGUCCGUCUUGUCGAUGGCAGGCGGCUCUUGAUCCAUCUGCCAUCCUGGUACAGGAGGCCGCUGCAACAUGAGUUGGGCUCUAUCACGCAAGAACUUCUCAACAUCUGCUGGCUGCAGUCUUUACCAAAGUACCGAAGCAAGAAUCAAGAUAGGGGGCAAGCCGCCCUGUUUUCCUCUCGCCCUUGGCCUCCCAUCGAAGCCACUAACUUCACGAAAGACGUCACGAACACGAACCAUCUCACAGGCUUUCUUCCGAUAAUCUUACACCACGAAUACUCAACCAGUGCAACACAGAGAAGCAUGGACUUCGAGAUCAUGUUGAGCGAGCCGCCGCUGGGGACAAGUAUUCCGGAGUUGGAAGAAGCGCUAAGUCAGAGGGAGCGUAUGUCUUGCGACUGGCAGACUGGGCAGUUGUUCCGUCGGAUUGCCUCGAAUAUUUCACCGACUGGCUACUUCGGCCCGCCAGCACAUGUCCUGGCAGAGCAUACGAGCAUGCCAUGGCUCUCUGAUAGUAUGGCAGGGACCUACUUGAGGUCGGACAUCGGAUAUCCAUCAUGGUCCGAGGCCUUUGGGGAACUCUUCUACACGGCGUUGGAGGAAGCAGGAAGGUCUCGAAUCACACUACCGUCUCAUAAGCUACAUGUCGCCUUUGAACGUUUUCGCCCUGCGUUCGACGUUGUCAAACGACCGAGCUUGGUGGCCAUAGACGGGUGCGAAGACAGCCAGGUCCUGGUCUUACGACGUAAAGAAAGCAAAAGAUACCCAAACUCGAAACCUGGCGUGUCAGAGGCCUCUGAGGAUGAGAGCACAGAUGACGCUUUUAUAAACAUCGGCAGCUUCUCGACGGAUGUCAAGGUGACUGGUUUGAAGAGUUGGGGGCAUUUCGUCUUUGGCGAUCCUUUAUUUGCAACCUGCUUCCUUAACACUGCAUCGGACGCCCUGAUCAAGGGGAUGAACACAGCAUUCAGUGCCGAUGACCCCCUGGGUGACGCAGACCUCGUUGAGGACCCGCAGGAUGCACACAUUCGCCUGCUGUUCUACGACAUUGUGCACACAAUGCGUGGAAUUGCAAGGCAACACAAGGGCAUCAGGACUCCGGACAGUGCGCAAAAGGAGGAUAUGUGGUGGAUGAGGCUCAGAAAGGCCUUGGCAAAGCUUGACGACAUGACAGCGGAGGAAGAUUAG
Molecule: messenger RNA, 1428 nt
Organism: Emericellopsis atlantica
Lineage: Eukaryota; Fungi; Ascomycota; Sordariomycetes; Hypocreales; Bionectriaceae
Exons: 1
Coding region: 1-1428 (475 amino acids)
Source: RefSeq, a predicted model, not a curated record